Striga asiatica is the source of this 1327-nucleotide messenger RNA. The record is from the annotation of a GenBank genome assembly. Lineage: Eukaryota; Viridiplantae; Streptophyta; Magnoliopsida; Lamiales; Orobanchaceae.
CGACAAUGCUUAACACAAAGCUUGCAAUGCCAUGCGAAUUGCGAUUACUCAGAGGCAUAUUUUUCAUGUUUUUCUUAUACAGCAAGAGGUAGAUCAUAGAUGCAACGAGCGUGAAGCUUCCCUAUGAGAAACUGCUAAAAAUUGGAAAUUAACACAUUAUAUUUUGAAUCAAAAUCAUUAAUUUAGCUCAACCAGCUCAAAAUGGCUUCCUCCACAACCCAAAACCUGACAAAAGUGGUGAAGUUCGAUACAGAGGAAGAUGUAGCCGUGGCCCUAGCUGAGUACACCGCCAAUCUUUCUAAAAAGUUCAUCAAAGAAAAGGGUUCGUUCUCCGUCGUCAUCUCCGGAGGAACCCUAAUCGAUACACUCAGGAAGCUUGUAGAGUCUCCAUACAAGGAAUCUGUGGAAUGGUCCAAAUGGCUGAUAUUUUGGGUUGAUGAGAGAGUUGUUCCCCUGGAUCAUGAAGACAGCAAUUACUUGCUAGCCUCGAGAGGUUUUCUUUCCAAGGUACCCAUUCCCCCUAACAACAUCUUCGCCAUAAACAGCAAGAAGUCUCCGGAAGGUGCAGCUGAGGACUACGAAAACCUCCUCAAACAGCUCGUAUCUCAGAAAAAAUUGCCCACUUCAAAAAUAACCGGGUUCCCAAAAUUCGACCUAAUGCUACUUGGAAUGGGGCCCGAUGGCCACGUGGCAUCUCUUUUCCCGAACCAUCCUCAACGCCACGAAAAGUCAAAAUGGGUCACGUUCAUAACCGACUCGCCCAAACCGCCCCCUCCAAGGAUCACUUUCACGUUUCCAGUUAUAAACUCUGCCUCCGAAAUCGCCAUGGUGGUCACCGGCGCUGAGCUGGCAGGUACGGUUAAGACAGCAUUAUGUGCUGAGCUGGCAGGUGCCUCCGAAAUCCCUCUGCCGAGUAUGGAAGUUUCACCCGAAGGGCAAUUAACGUGGUUUUUGGAUCGAGAUGCUGCUUCGCAGAUGUAAAUAUCUGUCAAGACUUAACAUGAAUAAUUCUGCUAUUCAAUAAAGGAAAAGAUUAAAAAAGGAAAAAAAAAAUGAUUUGUAGAUGAAAGGUUGAAGGUGAAAAAGUUUGUUGUUUAAAGUUGUGGAAGUGAUUUUUUGUUUGUGGAAAUAAAAUCAGAAACAGAAGUUUUCUUUCUGUUUGCAGAUUUGUUGCCCUUUUGCUUUAAGUCUGAUUACAUUAACUAAAGGGUGACUGAUUUUGAAUGAGAUCUUGGAUUUUCAGACAAGAGCAUAUGUUAUUGCUUAAUUGUCUCUAUAUAUGUGCUUUUUUCUUUUUGCUUUUUCAUUUUGGACAGCNUUGAAAGCA